Trichophyton verrucosum HKI 0517 is the source of this 546-nucleotide messenger RNA. RefSeq lists its product as uncharacterized. The record is from RefSeq and is a predicted model, not a curated record. The transcript has a single exon. The coding region runs from base 1 to 546 and encodes 181 amino acids. Lineage: Eukaryota; Fungi; Ascomycota; Eurotiomycetes; Onygenales; Arthrodermataceae.
AUGGGCUCAACACGAGUGCGCAGUUACAAUUGCACCUCGAAUGAAAACAGGGACGACUCAAUUGGAAAGUUCCCCUUGUUGACUGAUGGCUAUUCUCCACCUUGCAGCAAAUUCGAGUUGGAAACGAAACGCCACAACGUUUGUGUGGAAGGAGAUCUCACGCCAGGAAACUUGUCAGAGUCCAUUGUCAUUUCAGCAUGGGCAUUGACCCUAUCAAUAUAUAUUGGCACAUCCAAAGUUUCCUUUCAUGUCCUGCUCAAGGAUGAAUCCCAGUGGCGAACUUCGAUAUUCCAUAUAGAUGCCAGUGAGAAUCAGACACAGCAACAGUUCGUUCAGAAAUCACACAGUUUGCUCCAGAAGCUUAAAUCGGAGAGCAUUUCGAAUGAAGAAGUUGGAGACCGCGAGAUUCUUGAACAACCAGUUAAUACUGCAAUUCUGAUCGGUCAUGUUUCGAGUAGAGUGGAUUUAUCAACCCUGAAAUUUGUAAAGGUAUUUCCAUUUUCCCUCUACUGUUCAACAUCGAUAGUGGCUGACCAACGCACUUGA